AUGAAGUUUGCCAUCCUUUGCCUCUGUCUGGCUAGCACAGCCUCUGCUGCACCUUCCAUCUUUCAUUACCUGCCUCAUUAUGCAGGCUCCAGACCACAGGUAGCACCCUCACAGGUGAGAACUGCCUUCCCAGUUAGUCCGUCUCUACCACAACCUGGACUACCUGGUGGUUACAGUAUUGAACUGAUUUACCCCCACAGAUUUCCUGGUGGUCCAUCACCUAACUGCUCAAACCCCUUUUCCUCCACUGGUUUGAUUAAAUACUCCAUCCCUCAGCCACCAGGCAGACAGAGUGUGGAAGUUUACUACCCAUAUGACUUCUCCCAGGGAAGGAUAAUGACAAACUUGCCCCCGAUGACAAAUGUCCCUCACAUGCCAAAUGUGCUUCCAUUUGACUAUCCCCCUCAAAAUAUUCCGCAGCAAAUCCCAAACAUUCCCUCAUUUGAUGCCAAUCCUCUUCCAUCCCAGGAUCCCAUGCAGCCUCUCCUGCAGGACCAGCCCCCACAGACAAGCCAGAUGCCUGCCCAGGUGUAA
Molecule: messenger RNA, 534 nt
Organism: Centropristis striata (black sea bass)
Lineage: Eukaryota; Metazoa; Chordata; Actinopteri; Perciformes; Serranidae
Gene: scpp5
Product: secretory calcium-binding phosphoprotein 5
Exons: 11
Coding region: 1-534 (177 amino acids)
Source: RefSeq, a predicted model, not a curated record